This is a messenger RNA of Olea europaea var. sylvestris, 1557 nucleotides long. RefSeq lists its product as uncharacterized. The record is from RefSeq and is a predicted model, not a curated record. NCBI's taxonomy places the organism in Eukaryota, Viridiplantae, Streptophyta, Magnoliopsida, Lamiales, Oleaceae. The transcript has 4 exons. The coding region runs from base 1 to 1257 and encodes 418 amino acids.
AUGGGUGCUUUGCGAAGCGCUAAUCUGUACCUCUGUACCUUACUGCUUAUUGAAGGUGAUGGGAAAACUAAGAAUGGAGCAUCAAGUCGAAGACAGACAACAUAUGGACCUCAGAAAGAAAGAGAGGUUGUUUCUCCAACCUUUAGCUCCACUCCUCUUUUGAAGAAGAAGGAUAAAGGAAAGGCAAUUACUGUACCAUCCUAUUACCAACCUCCUGAGAAAACAGAGGAAUAUGGUAACACAAUUCACGGUUCUUGUAGUUUACUGGAGAAAGAAAUGGAUAAGGUGAAAGGAAAUCUCUUUCCUUUUAGUGGAUAUGCUGAAAAAGCAGAAGUUGGGAAGGAAAUUCCCAAUCAUUCUAGCUUCUCAUUUGAAAAAGGAGUGAGGAAGACAGUUCUUAGUGCUUCUGGCUGCUCAAUUGAGAAAACAAAACAGCUGAGGAUGGGAAUCCUUAAUGCUUCUAACUGCUCAUAUGACAGAAGAAAGGAAAGAGGGGUUGUGAACUUUAGUCAUAGCCCCUCACUCGACAAAACAAAUAAGACCGGGAAGACAAUCCUCAAUCCUUCUAGCUCGUCAAUUGAGAAAACAAAGGAUAAAGGGAAGGCUGUUCUCAACGCUUCUAGUUGCUCAACAGAGAAAACAAAAGGGUUGAUCCUUGAUCCUUUUAGCUGCUCAUAUGAGAAAAGAAAGGAAAGAGGGUUGAUUCGUAGUCCUUCUAGCUCCUCACUCGAGAAAACAAAAGAGAUAGGGAAGACAAUCCUCAAUCCUUCUAGCUCAUUGGUUGAGAAAACAAACUAUAAAAGGACGAAUGUUCUCAAUCCUUUUGACUGCUCAAUUGAGAAAACAGAGGAAAAAGGUAAGUCCAUUCUCAAUCCUUUUGGCUCCUUACUUGAGGCGACAAAGAAGAAGGGGAAGGCGAUUCUCGUUACUAGCUCAGUUGAAAAACUAAACGAUAAAAGGGCAUCUGCUACUGUGCUGGUUAAUUACACUUCUUGGAGAAGAAAAAGUGGAAAGAAGACUAUAGAUAUUGGGGCUUCUAGUUGCCCUCCUCUACUGAAGACAAAGAAUGGUUUUGAUGAAUCUCGUGAUGUUAAACCAUCAAAGUCAUGGACUGAUCUUCACCAUAAGCGGGAAAAGAAGAGGUGCAUUCGGCAGGAAGGUGCUAAUGACUUCUGCUUGCCACGAGAUUUUAUUGAAAAGCAGAGAGCAUAUUUUGAAGAAGUUGACAAGUUUGAAUUGCCUGUAGAGGAAAUAUAACAGGAUGAGUUACGACGAAAAAGAGAGAGAGCAUAAUUAACUGUACAAAGUAUGUGUUUCUAACACAAGUCCUUGUGUAGUCCCAGUAUGAUACUUCAAUUGGUGUUGAUGUGUUUCUUGCCAAUUUUUACGUUAGUUUAUUUUAGCAGUUGAUUCUAAUGCUACUGAACACGUGUAGAUAAGGCAUAGCUUCCUGAGAGAGUGUAUUGUACUUCCAGUUGUAGCCUUUCUGUAAUACUGUGUUAUUCCGUACUUAAAUGAAAUUUCUAUAGUAGCCACUCAGCAUAAGAAUAACCUAAA